AUGCAAACAUUAAGAAAGCAUAUUGCUGGGGCAUCGUUAUUGGUCGAUGAUGAGUUGGUUGACAUCGACUCCAGCAGCAAAAAGAAUCAGGCCAGGGGCAUCUCGGGCAUCCAGCCACUGCAAUGGCGCCAAGAGGACAUCAUCGCCAAAACCUUCUCGCGCAUUCUCACCCUUCGAACGGGGGAAGCUUUAAUAUUUGCGCCAAGCGCAAUCAUCGGUGUCAACGGGAACUUUGAGUUCACGCCUAGCAUCAGUGACGAGGAUGAGGUAGAAGACUCCGGUCUCACUAGCGACACUUGUUCCUCUGAGCUGCGCGGGUUGGAUGAGGAACACGGUCAAAGCGCCGUCGUCGAAGCUGAGAAGCCCUGCGAAAUUACUGGCGCCUGUCUCCACGGUACCAGCAACAGACAUCGACAAGAACACAACGCAGCUCAGAGUGACGAGCUCAUCCGACUCGGAUCCGGCGUUCUCAUGGUCCGAAUUCGAAAGAGACUCACCAAAGACGGUGGCCGGAGCAUCUUAGCCGCUUGA
Molecule: messenger RNA, 531 nt
Organism: Emericellopsis cladophorae
Lineage: Eukaryota; Fungi; Ascomycota; Sordariomycetes; Hypocreales; Bionectriaceae
Exons: 1
Coding region: 1-531 (176 amino acids)
Source: RefSeq, a predicted model, not a curated record